AAAAUACACACGGAAACACGUAGACCGUUACCUGCUCCGUCUAUUGAAUCUUCUUCUCCCUUAGUCACCAAGACUAGCAGGUAGCAGCUUGUCUACUUCAGCAGCAGUCAUUCGCCAUAGAUGCACGAAAUAGACCUCCACGAUCUCUCCGACGACGCCGAUUACGCUGCUUCUAUGCAUCAAGGUUCGACGAGCAUGACUACGACUGGUAGCAGUAAACCGAGUUCAUCCAGUGAACAAGUUGGUGUUGAAAUAGUGUAUUUGAAAGAUAAUGUGGCAAUACACCCAACUCAACAUGCAUGGGAGAGGAUCAGGGGUCGGCUGAAGCUGAUCAAGCAAGGAAGUUCUCUGUUAAUGACUUGGAUUCCAUAUAAAGGGCAAAGCUCAAGUGCAAGGCUGUCUGAAAAAGAUAAGAGUCUCUAUACAAUAAGAGCAGUGCCUUUCUCGGAUAUUAGGUCAAUCCGUAGACACACUCCUACAUUGGGUUGGCAGUAUGCUAUUAUAGUUUUGUCGUCAGGACUAGCAUUUCCUCCACUUUAUUUUUACAAUGGUGGUCUCAAGGAAUUUCUUGCAACGAUUAAGCAACAUGCAUUUCUUGUGAGGUCUGCUGAAGAUGCAAAUAUAUUUCUUGUCAAUGAUUUCCAAGAUCCGCUCCAGAGAACUCUCUCUUCCUUGGAGCUUCCGGGGGCCGUCUCUGUUGCAAACAGUCCAAUUUCAUCCGUUGCACCCAGUGAAUCUUCACCCAGUUGGACAGACGGAGGAGCCCCUGAUAAGAGCUCCACAUAUAUUCAACAAAAUGGCAGUCAAAGACAAAAACAUAAUGAUCCUCGACAUUUUUCUAUUCAAGUACUGGAGAAAUUUUCUCUUGUCACCAGAUUUGCUCGUGAAACAAAGUCUCAACUUCUUCGUGAAGCUCGUGGUGAUGGUUUCAUUUCUAAUGCAAGGAGGAAGCAUGACAAAAAGCUAAAUAAUUAUUCUUUUGUUGUUGAAUCUAAUGAUGUUCAUGAGCCGCUUGCAGAUGUUCCUGUGCCUGCAGAUUCUUUGGAGAAAUGUUCUAAUGAAAAAAAUAGUCACAAUGAAGAAGCGGUAUUGCGUGAUGAAACUUUUGAGUAUGACAAAUUGUCGUUAGUAUGGGGAAAACCGCGCCAGCCUCCGUUGGGAUCAAAAGAGUGGUCCACCUUUUUGGACUCUGAAGGGAGGAUCAUAGACUCUCAGGCACUAAGAAAGAGGAUCUUUUAUGGAGGAGUGGAGAAAGGUCUGAGGAAAGAGAUCUGGAGAUUUCUGUUGGGAUGUCAUUCGUAUGAUUCAACGUAUGCUGAGAGGAAAUACCUUGCAUCUAUCAAAAAGUCAGAGUAUGAGACAUUGAAGAACCAGUGGAAGAGCAUCUCUAAAGAGCAGACCAAAAGAUUUACAAAAUUUCGAGAAAGAAAGGGUCUUAUUGAAAAAGAUGUGGUCAGGACUGAUAGGUCGAUUCCAUUCUAUGAGGGGGAUGAUAAUUCUAAUGUGAAGUGUUUGCGUGACAUACUGCUCACUUACUCAUUCUACAACUUUGACCUGGGUUACUGCCAGGGUAUGAGUGAUUUUCUUUCACCAAUAUUGUAUGUGAUGGAAGAUGAACCAGAAUCAUUUUGGUGCUUUGUGGCAUUGAUGGAGCGGCUUGGACCAAAUUUUAACCGUGACCAGAACGGAGUGCAUUCUCAGCUUUUUGCAUUGUCAAAGGUUCUCUCUCUCUCUCUCUCUCUCUCUCUCUCUCUCUCUCUCUGUUUAAUCACAUUUUAUUCUACUACGAAGCCACUCGACAAAUCUUGGCAUGUGUUGGGGCUUGGCUACAAUCCAAGCAUAAGCAUGGAUGAAAUCAAUAAUGCUGCAGUUGUCCACUUUAAUGGGAAUAUGAAGCCAUGGCUUGAUAUUGCAAUGAACCAAUUUCGGCCUCUUUGGACAAAGUAUGUCGAUUAUGAAAAUGAGUACGUGCAGGCAUAUAAACUCCUAAAGGCAGCGGCUUUAAAUGUCUUCUUCCAGAUGCUUAUGAUGAAGUCAUCAAUCAUUACAUUCAUUGUGAACUGGUACUUAGAUGAGCACCGGCACAAUGGGCAGAUGAGAAGUAUCAAUGUUUAG
Molecule: messenger RNA, 2115 nt
Organism: Nicotiana attenuata
Lineage: Eukaryota; Viridiplantae; Streptophyta; Magnoliopsida; Solanales; Solanaceae
Product: GTPase-activating protein gyp7-like
Exons: 17
Coding region: 121-2115 (664 amino acids)
Biological process (GO): activation of GTPase activity
Molecular function (GO): glycosyltransferase activity; GTPase activator activity
Source: RefSeq, a predicted model, not a curated record